Messenger RNA from Cydia pomonella (codling moth), 2557 nucleotides. Its product is annotated as zinc finger protein ZFP2-like. The record is from RefSeq and is a predicted model, not a curated record. Gene Ontology annotation, cellular component: nucleus. NCBI's taxonomy places the organism in Eukaryota, Metazoa, Arthropoda, Insecta, Lepidoptera, Tortricidae. The transcript is spliced from 7 exons. Gene Ontology annotation, molecular function: RNA polymerase II cis-regulatory region sequence-specific DNA binding; DNA-binding transcription factor activity; zinc ion binding. Bases 122 to 1849 code for a protein of 575 amino acids. Gene Ontology annotation, biological process: regulation of transcription by RNA polymerase II.
GUCAUUUCUCUGUACGAUACGAUUUUAGCCAUAUCUAUAAUAAUAGUGCUGUAAGCGCGAAAACUCGUCUUGUUGUAUUUCUUUGAGUUCGUUGGAGUAUUCUUGCACACCGGUUGCCGUGAUGGACGCGAUGCAUGCGUGUCGCUGCUGCCUGCGGUGUGCUGCGGACAAGGACCUGACGUCGCCGUACACACAUCUCGGCAAAACGGAGAUAUAUGCCGACAUGAUCAUAGAGAGCUUCAAUAUACAUCUGGUACUAGGCAGUUUAGGCUCGUGCGGCAUCUGCUCGGUGUGUGUGGCCCGCCUGCGAGACGCGAGCGACUUCAAGCUGCAAGUCCAGUGCAGCCAGGCAGAGCUGCAGAUGUGGCUGCAGAGAGCGAGCGUCAAAGAGGAAGAACCCACAGUUCAGCCAGAACUGCCAGAUGGAGAUGGAAACAGUGAGAAGCCUGUCUUGUGUGAAGAGCCCCUGGUCAAGCAAGAGACGCUGGACGGAGAUGGAGCACCUGAUGAGAUGUUGUGUGAUAUCCACAUGGCGGAUGGUGAUGGGGAGAGCGUCGAGGACGACCCGCUGUUGGAUGAAAACCUUCUAAUCAAGCCGGAGAUGGUGAACGAAGAUAAGCGAAGCGAUGAAAUGUUGCAUGGCAGCGCCGGCCGCGCCAGGGAACAACCCGCGACGGCUUGUUCCGUGGUGUUUGAGCGCCUCCGCGACAACACGACUUUUCACAGUGGAGACAAACCAUACGGCUGCGAUCACUGUGGAAAAGGUUUCAGAAACAAGUCUAUUUUAAAGACACACAUACAAUACACGCAUUUGUCAACCGGGCUAAAGAAAUUUUGUUGUAAUUUUUGUAGUUCUACAUUCCUAACUAAAUCGCUUGUAUUAGAGCACGAAAAACGCGAACAUCGCGUUACAAAAUUAAUGUUUCCGUUUAAAAGUGUUUUCUACAAAUACCAAGCGAUACACACUGGAGAGAAGCCUUUUCAUCAAUGUAUUUACUGUGAUUACAAAACUCGUUAUAAAUCCGGCAUCCUAAACCACGUAAGAACUCACACCGGAGAAAAGCCUUUCAAAUGUAGUCAUUGUGAUUACAAAUGCAGUCGAUCAUCAAUCUUACUAACACACCAGAAGAUACAUACCAAGGCCAAGCCAUUUAAGUGUAGAGAGUGCGACUACAUGUGCAGGCAGAAAGGAUCCUUGAUAAAGCACCAGAGAAUACACACUGGAGAGAAGCCAUACACAUGUAGUCAUUGUGAUUUCAAGUUCAGUGAUAGCUCAAGCUUACGACAACAUUUAAUGACACAUACUGGCGAGAAGCCUUAUCAAUGUAGCUACUGUGAUUACAAAUUUAGUCGUAAAUCAAAUUUAAAAAGACACCAAGUGGUACACACUGAGGCAAAGCCAUACAAAUGUAGCAAUUGCGAAUACAAGACCAAUCGGCAAGGAGAUUUACGAGAUCACCAAAGAGUACACACCGGAGAUAAGCCGUACACAUGUAGUAAUUGCGACUACAAAUGCAGUAGACGGGCAAGUUUACGAAGACAUAAAAAGACACAUGCUAACGGCCCUACACACAAAAUCACAUGUACUGGCGAGAAGACAUUUACAUGUAGCUACUGUGAUUAUAAAUGUUCUCAUAAAUCUAAAUUACAAAAACACCUGAUGAUACAUACUGGGAAAAAGCCAUUUGAAUGUAGCAAUUGCGAUUACCAGACCAAUCGCAAAGCAGACUUACGAGUUCACCAAAGAAUACACACUGGAGAGAAGCCGUAUGCAUGUAGUCAUUGUGACUUUAAGUGCAGGCAAAGCUCAAGUUUACGAAGACAUAAAAUGACACAUACUAAGAAGUAAAAGAAGUACGCGAUAGCCGUUUUAUUUGACAUGAGCAAGGCAUACCUACGACAGAGUGUCACACCAAAUUCUUUUAAAUAUACUACAUCAAUUAGGAGUUCGUGGCCAAGCUCAUGAUUGGUUUUCAUCAUAUUUGAAAAAUCGUAAGCAAACUGUAGAAGUUGAGUAACACGAUUUCGAAAAGAAUAUGACCAGUGUUGUUAGUUCUAGUAACCAAAUAACAAAUAAUUCUAUACCACAAGGUACCGUGUUAGGAUGUAUCUUAUUUUUGUUAUACAUAAAUGACUUACCUAAUGUUUUGUAUCAUAAGUGCAUCCUCUACGCAGACGACAUAACUACCGUAAUUAAGUGUAGCAAUAGGGAAGAUUUAGAGAUACAGUUACAACUAUUUUUUGACCAGAUAACAAAUUGGCUUAGUGAUCAUAAUCUUAUGCUAAACGUUUCUAAGACAAAGUUGAUCCAGAUUAUACCUCGUCCAAAAAAAAAGCCUUAAACAUUGAGUAUGUCUACGGUUAGCUCAUGCUCUCUAUUAGGAGUUGAGAUCGACUCUGGACAAAACUGGAACGCCCCAUAGAAAAAGUAUCGGGAAAACUGGCUAGGUUUACAUUUGCACUUUGUGAAUUAAAAAAAAUUACUAAUAUACAUACCGCCACUAUUGCAUACUAUGCUUAUGCUCAUUCAUUGUUAAGCUAUGGUGUCAUAUUAUGG